AUGCAUCCAGAAGAUCCCCCCAUAAUAGUUGCGACCCACACCAAUCAUGUUUUGGAUCAAAUCCUCACUCACAUUGCCAAGUUUGAGCCUAAAUACAUCCGCAUUGGGGGGAGAAGCAGAAAUGCGAAAGUAUUGGAGCGAACACUUUUCGCCAUCAAAGAUAACCAGAGGUCCUUAAAUCUGCCAAACGGCCUGCUGCACAGGGCUCGGCGAAAGCAUGUCGCUCUUAUCAAUGAUAUCAUUCAGAACACCCUCAAGGGGUUUGACAAGCAGGGAGACGCAAGCAUUGGAAGCAUUUUCAUUCAACAUGAGCUGCGUACGAAAGAGCAGCUCGUCAACUUGGAGCGUGGAAGCAAUGAGUGGGUUACUUGCACCACGACAAGGCUUUUGGAGCCUCUCAUUGCCUGGCUUGGAGAGCAGGCGACGCCCUUCGACGGCCUUAAUACGUCGAAUUAUUCUAGCAAGGUGAUUGAAGAUUUUGACCAGGACUAUGAGGUGCUCAUGGGUCUAGAAGAGAAAGAGCUCGUGGACAGUAAUGGCAUAGACUACCUGAAAGGCAAGAUGAUUGACCUCCGGCGGGCCUUUCCAUGUCGGUAG
Penicillium oxalicum is the source of this 597-nucleotide messenger RNA. RefSeq lists its product as uncharacterized. The record is from RefSeq and is a predicted model, not a curated record. The transcript has a single exon. The coding region runs from base 1 to 597 and encodes 198 amino acids. NCBI's taxonomy places the organism in Eukaryota, Fungi, Ascomycota, Eurotiomycetes, Eurotiales, Aspergillaceae.